UUAAAAUUUUGUGGAAUCUUUGCACGUCCUCUUUGUAUCCUGUCUGCUUAUUUAAUAAAAUUUUCAAGAAUUUCUCAGUGCGCGUAUUUUGUUUGUUAUUUUGCUGCGUUUACAGCUCUGAUUUAACGUUUCGCACCCAAAUCUAACGUAACGAAUCAAACAGUGGACGAAACGAGUGUGGCUAAAGUUGGGAAUCGAAUUUCUUUCCACGAAGAGCACUGUCAGCAGAAAUCCUGCACGCCACACGUAUUCCCUUCGUCAGCUCCAAUGACCUGAUAGCGCAACGUGUCGACGACGAUCGUUCUUCCAGAUGAUCCUGCUAGUGUGACCGGAAAUGCUGCAAACGUUGGCCCUGCGAUGGUUCCGUCGGUACAAAGUGUUCUUCCUGAUUGGGCUGUUGAUUGUGGGAGCGCAAAUAUUUCUCGCUUAUAAAUUGUUGAAGAUUCCCGUUUCCGGCACCGAGAGCAACGAGGAACGGGACUUGAGCAAGCGAUUGUACGAAAAGUAUGUUAAAAAGGUAGCCGGAUCGAACCUAUCGGCGGAUGAUGAAGAACCCGGAGGUAAUCAGUUGGAGCAGGGACAUCAGCUGCAACAGCAGCAGCAGCAUGCGAAAGUUCCCGAGAAGGAUGGCCGGGAGGUGCGAAAAGAUUCGGGCAGGACGUUUCUGAAUGUGAACGAGUUGGAGUUUGUGCCGCCGUGUGAUAUCCGGAGUAGGGAAACUAUAUCGGCGGUACAUAGGGCCAAGAGUCAGGCGUGCAAGAAACAGAUCCUGGACAUUGGUUGCGAGAUUCAGAAGGGGACGUUCUAUCCGAGAAGGUUGCCGAAUUUUUGUCCCAAUGGGGAGUUUGUUCCCGAUCGGGAGUUGGGCUGUUUUCAGGAUGAGAAGAACUUCCGUAUUCUGCCAGGGUAUUAUACGAAUUUUAAGACUAAUAAUACGCCCAGGCGGUGCAUUCAGCUGUGCUUGCAGUCCGGGUUUCUGUACGCUGGGGUACAAUAUUCAAGCGAAUGUUUCUGCGGAGAUGAUCCACCGAAGACGUCGGCUAAAUUGCCAGAUUCCAGUUGCAAUAUGAAAUGUUCCGGAGACCCGAAGCAGGCCUGCGGGGGAUAUUUCACUGCAAACGUCUACGAAACCGGAAUUGCAAAAUUCAGCCCACAGACGACGGAGGUAACGAUGAAAGCCGGUCAAGAGCCUGUGCGAAUCGUAUUUUUGCUAACUUUAAACGGCCGAGUCCUGAGGCAGGUUAACCGAUUGUUGAAAACGUUGUACAGUCCUAGACACUAUUACUUUAUACAUAUCGAUUCUCGCCAAGAAUACCUCUAUCGAGAGUUGCUCAAGCUGGAGCAACACUUCCCUAACAUUCGAGUGUCUCGCAAUCGUUGGUCCACAAUCUGGGGCGGUGCGUCGUUGCUGCAGAUGCUUAUGGGGUGCAUGGAGUACUUGCUGAAGGAAGCCCCUGACUGGAAGUGGGACUUUGUGCUCAAUCUAAGUGAGAGUGACUUCCCGGUGAAAACUUUGGACAAGUUAGUUCGUUUCCUGGGGGCAAAUCGAGGGAAGAAUUUUGUGCGAAGUCACGGUCGCGAAGUGCAACGGUUCAUUCAAAAGCAGGGCCUAGAUCGGACGUUCGUCGAGUGUGAUAAUCAUAUGUGGCGCAUAGGCGAUCGAGUACUGCCCUCGGGGAUUCAGAUCGACGGGGGCAGCGACUGGAUAUGCUUGUCGCGAGAUUUUGCACGAUAUGUGACGGAGGGCAGAAAUGAGGAUCCACUCGUUUCCGGAUUGUUGGUUAUUUUUAGACAAACAAUACUGCCAGCGGAGUCGUUUUUCCACACGGUUCUGCGCAAUUCCGAGUUUUGCAAUACGUACGUGGACAAUAAUUUACACGUUACCAACUGGAAGCGGAGGCUGGGCUGCAAGUGUCAGUACAAACAGAUUGUGGAUUGGUGUGGGUGCAGUCCGAACGAUUUCAAACCGGAAGAUUGGACCAAACUGCAGGGAACUGAAGCCAAGCAGUUCUAUUUUGCCAGAAAGUUCGAGCCCAUCAUCAACCAGGAAGUGAUCCUGCAGCUGGAGGAAUGGGUAAAUGGCCCGUACCCGGCAGACUACCCAAAUCUGCAUUCGUACUGGCAAAAUUUCUUCCACUAUGAGGACAAAGCUAUGUCCGUUGAUGGAGCUCUGCUAAAUGUAGCUCACAGCAUCGUGCGAAUCAACGCCAAAGCGAAGUUAAGUCAGUUCCAGGAACCAUUUCGGAUACGAGAGCUGAAUCACCAUCUAGACCAUGAUCACUACCGGGGGUUCUUGAUCCUAUACGAGGCUAUGCUGGAAGGCGAGAGUGCACUUUUGGAAACCCGUGCGCAGCCCACCUUUUCCGCUCAAGUAUCGAAAUCAGCCGCACUUGGCCGCCGGAUAACACAACUGGAGGUCAGUACCGAUUUCGAUCAGAAGGAACAGGUCUCUCGCAAUUUCCAACGUGUCAUCGAUGACAACGCUGAGCUGAACUUGAUUUUCCGCUUGGCUGGAUUACGCGUGGAAAAGAACACAACAAGUUACCCGUUGACCGUACUGUGGCUGGAUCCCCGAGGAGAGUUGGCCGAUACCAACGAAAUCACCAUCGAGGACACCCCUUCCGGUCCACCGGAGAACUUGGUUCAUUUCACCAAGGCAGCGAAUCUGAAACUGCCUCUGCUGCCGGGUAUUUGGACUGCCAAGUUGGUGCACAAGAAGGUCCUCUUGGGGGUCACCCGUUUCUUGGUUAUCAAAAGUACACUCAUCGGGGCGGUAGAUGUUGCGGAUGCAAAUCAGACAACCAAAGAGCAACAACUGCAAGAACGGGAGCAGCUAGAUAGGUUAGUGCAGCAAUUUUUUAACAUUAAGGAAACUUGUUGGGUGGGGAGAACGGCACAGGGGAUGCCAGAGGCUCGACCUGAGGGAUUGGCGGAAUGCCGGGGCACAAGUUGGAGCAGUUACGCGCCUGAUCCAAAGAGCGACAUCUACGCAGUGGCCGGUAGGCAUCCCGUGGGAAUGGGUUUUCUGUGAGAAGUGUGCAUUUAGUUUUUAUCGGUAGAAAGUUUCUUCUGUUACGCAUGAUUUUUGUCUGUUUUGUGUUAUCAGUGUAGGAAGAAUAUGAGGAACAAAAAGAAAUUGUGUUAGUGCCAUCUGUUUUUUUUUACGAUGAGCUCGAACCGAUUUGAUACUUCAGUUGCAAUCAUCCAUGGAGCUUAGGUACUUUCUUAGCAUUUCUAAUUAAGUCAAUGUGAUCAAUUCCAAAAAUGUCGCUGCAGGGAGUCCUGCUAAUCCUGAGGAUUUCGAAGCCAGCCUCGAGCAAAGAAAGCAGCUAAACAAUCCAUCACGUACAUCAAUAUUGAGAACUUCCUUAACAAUUUUAAUCCGUUUUUUGAAUGACCUUCUUUUAUGUUUGCAUUGCAAUUGUGGUAAAAAUUGGUUCUCAAGCUUAUCUAGAGAGUUAAACUCAAUUUUUAAAUCCACUUCAUAGAUAACCGGGUUUGUUUAAUUAUUUUAAUGUUUUUAAAAUACGGUUAAAGUGUUAUUUUAGUAUCAACGAAGAAGCUAUCUACUCAUGUUUCAAGGAAGGAAGGAAGCAAGGAAAGAAGAAAAUGUUUUAUAGAUAGAGCUAUUAGUCGAUAAGAUCUCGCAGAGUGAUAAAAUGUUAUACCAAAAAAAAAAGAAACUUCUAAGAAUUACAAAGAGAGAA
This is a messenger RNA of Ochlerotatus camptorhynchus, 3707 nucleotides long. RefSeq names its product Xylosyltransferase oxt (gene oxt). Gene Ontology annotation, cellular component: membrane. Lineage: Eukaryota; Metazoa; Arthropoda; Insecta; Diptera; Culicidae. Gene Ontology annotation, molecular function: protein xylosyltransferase activity. Gene Ontology annotation, biological process: heparan sulfate proteoglycan biosynthetic process; chondroitin sulfate proteoglycan biosynthetic process. The record is from RefSeq and is a predicted model, not a curated record. The coding region runs from base 335 to 3031 and encodes 898 amino acids. The transcript has 4 exons.